UCAUCCAAAAACAACAACAACAACUGCAGAAGUUUACGUGCGUGAAAAAUUUAGUUAAGGUUUUUAGAAAACAAAAAACAGUAUUUAGCAUCAACGAAAACAAAUUAAAAGUGCUUUGAAUGCUGCAGCUAACGACCAGGCAAUCAAUAAACGGCUGCAUAUUAAGCAGCACUGAUAAACGAAGUGUAUUACAAAAGUGAAAACAGUGCCAAAAGCCAACAGCAAAAUCAAAAGCAAACGCAAAGGCAAAAGCAAAAAAAACGGCAGAGAAAAGCAGAGAAAAAGCUAUACAUCCCAUACAUGCAUAUGUACAUACACAAGUGGUGCUCGCGGUGCACUUGACGCCCUGUUCAAUAAGUUAUUUUACUUGAUUUUCCUGUAGUGUGUAGCCCAAAAGUUGCAAUUCGUGCAGCUGCUUAUACCACAAAGUCAAACAUUAACCGCACACAGACACACUCCAUACCCACACACACACACAUACAUUCUCAUAUUGCGUAUCAUAAGAAAGAAAAACCUGCAACAACAACAAAACACUCCAACAAACGUCAACGUCAGCGUCAACGCCGACGCAGCCUUCAAUUUGCACCUAUACAUCAACACACACACAUACACAUUCAUACGUUUACAUAUGUCGUACAUGAUGGCCAAGACUUUGGAGGAACAGAGCUUGCGGGAAUGUGAGCAUUACAUUCAAUCGCACGGCAUUCAGCGCGUCCUCAAAGACUGCAUCGUCCAACUGUGCGUCUGUCGUCCGGAGAAUCCCGUGCAAUUCCUGCGCAACUAUUUUCAGAAACUAGAACGGGAACAAGUGAAACUGGAUGCCAGCAAACAGGUAAUCAGCCCAGACGAUUGCGAGGAUCUCAGUCCAAUGCCACAAACAGCUGCACCGCCCGUGCGCAGGCGCGGUGGCAUUUCCGCCGAGCCGGUGACCGAAGAGGACGCCGCCAACUAUGUUAAGAAAGUCGUACCGAAGGAUUACAAGACAAUGAAUGCCCUCUCCAAGGCCAUAGCCAAAAAUGUGCUCUUCGCUCACUUGGAUGAGAGCGAACGCUCCGAUAUAUUUGAUGCCAUGUUUCCGGUUAAUCACACAGCGGGCGAGAAUAUCAUACAGCAGGGCGAUGAGGGUGACAACUUCUAUGUCAUCGAUGUGGGUGAGGUCGACGUGUUUGUCAACUCGGAGCUGGUGACCACCAUCAGCGAGGGUGGCAGCUUCGGUGAGCUGGCCCUCAUCUAUGGCACACCCAGAGCCGCCACUGUGCGCGCCAAGAGCGAUGUGAAGCUGUGGGGCAUCGAUCGCGACUCCUACAGACGCAUUCUCAUGGGCUCAACCAUACGCAAACGCAAGAUGUACGAGGAGUUCCUGUCACGUGUCUCCAUACUGGAGAGUCUGGACAAGUGGGAACGUCUCACUGUCGCCGAUUCCCUGGAGACGUGCUCAUUCGAGGAUGGCGAGACCAUUGUGAAGCAGGGAGCCGCUGGCGAUGAUUUCUACAUCAUCCUCGAAGGCUGUGCCGUUGUCCUGCAGCAACGCUCCGAGCAGGGUGAGGAACCUGCUGAGGUGGGUCGCCUGGGCUCCAGCGAUUACUUUGGUGAGAUUGCAUUGCUCCUGGAUCGGCCACGUGCAGCAACUGUUGUGGCCCGUGGCCCGCUCAAGUGUGUCAAGCUGGAUAGAGCGAGAUUUGAACGCGUUUUGGGUCCCUGCGCCGAUAUUCUGAAGCGCAAUAUCACGCAGUAUAACAGUUUCGUUUCAUUGUCCGUUUAAGUCGCAGCCAAUAAGCACAGCACAUUAUCAAAAACAACAACAACAACGCAGCUCGCAUGCCAACAACAACAACAAAUGAAAUCAAACAACAAAAACAAAAACAAACGCUCAGCAGCAUCAAAAAAACAAAAACAAAACAAAUUUAAAUGUGUUAAAAAAAAACCAAAACAAAACUAAAAGAAGAGGAAAAUGAAGCCCCAUUUGAGAGUUGAAAAUUGAGUUGAGCUCAAUAGAAUAAGGGGGUAGAGAAGGUGAAAGAAGAAGAGCGGGGAAGGCAAGGAAAGGGGGCAAAUUACCAAUACCAAUACCAAUAUGUUAAUUACGUAUAUGAAUUCUGUAUGUUGUGCUGAAGUUACAUAUGUAUUUGUGUAAUGUGUGUGUUUCUUUGUGUACAAGUUGCGGCAUGUUCCACAGCAGCAGCAACAAAAACAACAACUACAACUAUCACUACAAAUACUUGCAACAUGUUGCACUUUCAAUUUUUCUAUUAACAAUUUGACUAUUUGCAACUUUUGCCUUUUUGGAACCAAAAACAAAGCGAAAUGAAACGAAACGAAACUGUAUAACACUUUUCGGUUAUAACAGUGCUUUCUUUUAUAUGCGGAACAUGCUGCCAAAGCAA
Drosophila innubila is the source of this 2384-nucleotide messenger RNA. RefSeq names its product cAMP-dependent protein kinase type I regulatory subunit (gene Pka-R1). Gene Ontology annotation, biological process: regulation of protein phosphorylation. Gene Ontology annotation, cellular component: cAMP-dependent protein kinase complex. Bases 629 to 1762 code for a protein of 377 amino acids. Gene Ontology annotation, molecular function: cAMP-dependent protein kinase regulator activity. The transcript has 5 exons. The record is from RefSeq and is a predicted model, not a curated record. Lineage: Eukaryota; Metazoa; Arthropoda; Insecta; Diptera; Drosophilidae.